AUAGAAGACGAGGAGCAAUAGAGAAAGACAGUGAUGCAGUCCAGCGCUCAUGUCUGCCAAGAAGAAGAGAGAGCAAGUGAGAAUAGAGGACUGGAAAAGAGACAAGGAGAAAUUAAUCUCUGCUGGAUUGUCCCACAGAAGUAAAUGCGCUGUCUGAAACCUUACGCACUCUGAGGAAUUGCUACUUCAUUUAGGAAAGUUAAAAGUCUGGAAGUUGUCAAAUUUAACAGCUCAUUUAGAGACCAGACAAGUGAUGUUGGACACUGCAUUUCAUAGGACACGUGGGUAAAGCCUUGUAGCUUUUCAAAAUAUCUAAAACUUUACAACAAGAGGCUUUUUUUGAAUAUCAUGCCAAAAGGUUUACUUUUUGUGUUUAUAGUCUUUAGAGCUUUGCGCUCAUGAAGAGCACCUAAUGCAGAUUCCGCAGUCAUGAUACUGGACUCUCUUAUCUGGUUUGUCCUUUCAUGGAACCAAUUCACCCGCAGGACUCUAAUUACGGAUGAGAUUGGAAGAGACGGCAGAAUAGUGUGUAAUUUGAGCAUUUAAAAUGAAGGAAUGAUUGCCUGUUUGCUGUGGGCUAUUCCAGAAAUCACUCCUGAGACUCAAAGUGUUCAAACAUUCUCCAAUGGAGCUUAGCGCCCAUCAGGACGCUUGCCUGUCCGUUCAGGGUCAGGCUAGAAAUGCCCAGUGCAUCACCACCUCACAACCUCUGCAACUGACAAGCUGUGGUCUCAAGCAGGGUCAAAUGGGCGGCUUUAAGAAAGUGUGUCGGAUCGAAGAGGACGUCUUGUGUCCGUUUCUUGGGUUGCCGCCGGGCGUGCUGGAAAUGAGGGUGAAGGAGGGCAGUAAAAUUAGGAACCUCAUGGGUUUCGCAAUGGCACGGAUGCAGGAUGAGACUGGGACCGGUGGUCAGACUGGACUGAGACAGGUCGUGUUUAGCGGGUCAGGCCGGGCCGUCACUAAAACCAUCACAUGUGCUGAGAUCAUGAAGAGAAAGAUUGGUGGUCUUCACCAGAUGACUAAGCUCCAGUACAAGGGCUUACGAGAGGUCUGGGAGAGUCAGGAAGGAGGUGACUCGGAGAUGACCGUCCACCGAACACUUCCCUGCAUCAGCAUCCUGCUUUCUAAAGACCCUCUGGACCCCUUGGAACCUGGUUACCAGCCCCCUGACAACACCUUCUGGACCGAGAGAACAAGAGGAGAAGCUUCACAGACAGUGGAGAAAAGACCUCUGGACUCCACUGACUCUCUGAUGGAGCCACCAGCAAAAAAAGCCAGUCUUUGAGCAUUAUGCUAAAGUCAGCAAUGCCCAACAAAGACUUUAACGAACUUUCUGAUAAGUAGCCAGGGCUCUCAAAGGGGCCUAGAGCAGUGGUUCUUAACUGGUGGGUCACGACCGAAAAAUGGUUCUGACAGGGUCAGCAGGGGAAAAACAAUGCUAAAUGCAAAUAAUACAAUGCAACUAACCAUAUAAUGAAUAAACAAUUAAUCAA
Molecule: messenger RNA, 1493 nt
Organism: Myxocyprinus asiaticus (Chinese sucker)
Lineage: Eukaryota; Metazoa; Chordata; Actinopteri; Cypriniformes; Catostomidae
Product: ribonuclease P protein subunit p25-like protein
Exons: 1
Coding region: 626-1285 (219 amino acids)
Biological process (GO): tRNA 5'-leader removal
Cellular component (GO): ribonuclease MRP complex
Molecular function (GO): RNA binding
Source: RefSeq, a predicted model, not a curated record